GGGACUGGUCUCCCGCCUCGCCAUUGGCUCGCCAUUGGCCCGCGCUUGCCCCAAAAGCCGUUCAACGCCAGGCUGCAAAUCUCCACUCUGCUCUGCCCUCGGCCCUCUCGCAAUCUGCGCUGUCGUCGUCUGACCAGAGAUCCUGCCCCUGUUCCCCAAGCAAGAAUCAGCAUCCCGAUGGGCUACGUUACCCUUGCCACCUGUGCUCUGAACCAAUGGUCGCUUGAUUUCGAGGGCAACUACCACCGCAUCGUCGAGAGCAUCGUUGCCGCCAAGCGCCAGGGCGCUUCGUACCGCCUGGGUCCAGAACUAGAGAUAACUGGUUACGGUUGCAACGAUCAUUUCCUCGAAAAUGAUACUUACACCCAUUCGUGGGAGAUCCUCGAGAGGCUCUUGCAGAAUCAAGACUGCAGGGAAAUCAUGUGCGAUGUUGGAAUGCCCGUCGUCCACAAGAGCGUCAAGUAUAACUGUCGGGUCAUUUUCUUCAACGGCAAGAUCGUCCUGAUUCGACCCAAGCUCUUCAUGGCCAACGACGGCAACUACCGCGAGCUGAGAUGGUUCACUCCGUGGAACAAGCCGCGAGUCGUCGAGGACUUUCAGCUGCCCCGUAGCAUCGCCCAACUCACUGGACAGGACACUGUUCCGUUUGGCGACGGAGUUGUCGCGACCAAAGAUACAUGCAUCGGCGUCGAGCUUUGUGAGGAGCUGUUCACGCCUCUGAGCCCGCAUAUUUCAAUGGCUCUGGACGGCGUCGAAAUCUUCACCAACGGCAGUGGAAGCCACCACGAGUUCCAGAAGCUCCAUCGCCGCAUCGAUCUCAUCCGCGAAGCGACCAUGAAGUCCGGCGGCGUCUAUUUGUAUGCCAACCAAUGUGGCUGUGAUGGCGAGCGUGUCUACUACGAUGGCUGUGCCCUCAUCAUCAUCAACGGCCAGGUUGUGGCGCAGAGCUCGCAAUUCUCUCUCAAGGAUGUGGAGGUAAUCACGGCCACUGUCGACCUUGACGAAGUGCGAGCUGCUCGGGCUGUUUCGAGCCGCGAGAUCCAGGCGUCGUCCUCGCCCUCGUAUCAGCGCGCACACGUCGACACGUACCUCACCCAUUCGGACGAGCUGCACGCCGUGCCCACCAAGCCCAUCAAUGUCAAGUAUCACACCCCCGAGGAGGAAAUCAGAUACGGCCCGGCGUGCUGGCUUUGGGACUACAUUAGGCGCUCGAAAGCCGGUGGAUUCUUCCUCCCGCUGAGUGGUGGAAUCGACAGCUGCUCCACAGCCCUCAUCGUGUUCUCGAUGUGUAUGCUUGUUACGGAGGCAGCCAAAGAAGGAGAUCCCCUUGUCAUCCGCGAUGCACGAAUUGCGGCCGGACUCCCACCGAACGACGAGUACAUCCCCCGGGAUCCUAAGGAGUUCUGCAACCGAAUCUUCCAUACGUGCUAUAUGGGCACCACCAAUUCUAGCGCCGAAACCAGGAGCCGUGCCAAGGACCUUGCCCAACGAAUCGGCUCCUACCACGUUGAUAUGAAUAUGGAUUCGAUCGUGUCGUCGUUCUUGACUGUGUUCAAGACAAUUACAUCCCGAGAGCCCAGGUUCAAGGUUCAUGGAGGCACCCAUGCCGAGAAUCUUGCUUUGCAAAAUGUCCAGGCGCGAUCUCGCAUGGUCCUGGCGUACCUGAUGGCCCAGCUGCUCCUGUGGGUUCGCGGUCGAAACGGAUCGCUGCUUGUCCUGGGGAGCGCCAACGUCGACGAAACUCUUCGUGGCUACUUUACAAAGUACGAUUGUUCCAGCGCCGAUGUCAACCCCAUUGGCGGUAUCAGCAAGACUGAUCUCCGCAAGUUUAUUCUGUUUAUGCGAAACAACGUCGAGGGACUGGACCUCCUCAGCGGCUUCCUCGAUGCAACUCCCACCGCUGAACUGGAACCGAUCACCGAGAACUAUGUGCAGUCGGACGAGGUCGACAUGGGCAUGAGUUACGAUGAGCUCUCGGUUUUUGGCACCCUGCGCAAGGUGGCCAAAUGUGGUCCCGUCUCGAUGUUCCGCAAGCUGCUGGUGGAAUGGGGCUCAUUCCUCAGCCCAACCGAGGUUGCCGCCAAGGUCAAGAGAUUCUUCUUUUACUAUUCGAUCAACCGCCACAAGACCACGAUCCUGCCCCCGUCCUACCACAUGUCUUCUUAUUCUCCCGAUGACAAUCGCUUCGACCUGCGCCCGUUCCUCUACAGUGCCUCCUGGACCUGGCAGUUUUCCAAGAUCGAUGAGAUGGUCCAAGCCAAGAAAGAGAAGUGAUUGGGGAGCAGGGAUGGCUGAGUAUCCGGGGGAAUGAGAUUUCUUCUUAGAUGGUCUCAGAAUCCUUGGUCUCGGGGGCAAUGUUUCGCAGAACCAGAAUGACUAGUGAGGAGGAAAAGGGGAUCAAUGGUAUCAAUAAAACACCUGGAGGCAUGCGCAUCUGUGCAUGUAUGCUGCCAGCAGACAGCUUGUGGUCACCCCGCUUGAUGCACAUUCAAUCCAACCCAAUUCAUCCAUCGCGAAAGCGACAUUACUCACCCGAGUCGCCGCGCAGGAACAUC
Polychytrium aggregatum is the source of this 2555-nucleotide messenger RNA. Its product is annotated as glutamine-dependent NAD(+) synthetase with GAT domain-containing protein. NCBI's taxonomy places the organism in Eukaryota, Fungi, Chytridiomycota, Chytridiomycetes, Polychytriales. Gene Ontology annotation, molecular function: NAD+ synthase (glutamine-hydrolyzing) activity; glutaminase activity; ATP binding. Bases 178 to 2274 code for a protein of 698 amino acids. The record is from RefSeq and is a predicted model, not a curated record. Gene Ontology annotation, biological process: NAD+ biosynthetic process. Gene Ontology annotation, cellular component: cytoplasm. The transcript has 20 exons.